This is a messenger RNA of Cercocebus atys (sooty mangabey), 11203 nucleotides long. It is a transcript of the gene SZT2, whose product is annotated as seizure threshold 2 homolog (mouse). Bases 78 to 10520 code for a protein of 3480 amino acids. The transcript has 72 exons. The record is from RefSeq and is a predicted model, not a curated record. Gene Ontology annotation, cellular component: peroxisome. NCBI's taxonomy places the organism in Eukaryota, Metazoa, Chordata, Mammalia, Primates, Cercopithecidae.
AGGGCUUGUGUGAUGGCCUCGGAGCGCCCCGAGCCGGAGUUUAUAGGUGAAACUCACGUAAACUUUGUGGAAACAAUAUGGAAGGGUCACUUCAUCUAUAUGGAGGUCUGUAUCGAGCAAACAGGAACAGAGAGUUGAGAAUUGACUCCCCGAGAACACCUUGCAUGGAGGUUGGGGUAACCUUUUCACCUCUGCUGCUUUCCCUCUCACAGAUGGUGGAAGAAGCUGGGCAGGUGUUCCUGUUAAUGAAAAAGGAUUAUCGAAUCUCCCGAAAUGUUCGCCUGGCUUGGUUCCUCAAUCAUCUGCAUCAAACUGUGCAGGCCACAUCCCAGGAGGUGCUGGUGAGCCCUAGACACACGAAAGAUCUUCAGUCUGAACAGGAAUUGGAAGUCCUCAGUGUCCUGCCCCCUGGGUGGCAACCAGAUGAACCAGUGGUCCCAAGGCCAUUCCUCCUUGUACCUUCCACCCGAGUCACCUUCCUGGCUUGGCAGUAUCGGUUUGUCAUUGAGCUGGACCUUAGCCCAUCUACUGGCAUUGUGGAUGAUUCCACAGGGGAGAUCUUGUUUGAUGAAGUUUUCCAUGCCCUGUCCCGCUGCCUAGGCGGGCUGCUUCGGCCCUUCCGAGUGCCUGGAUCUUGCAUCGACUUCCAGCCUGAAAUCUACAUAACUAUCCAGGCCUACUCCUCCAUCAUUGGACUGCAGUCCCACCAGGUGCUGGUACAAGGCUGCCUCUUGGACCCGUCCCAGCAGGAGGUGUUCCUGCAGCAGAUAUAUGAGCAGCUCUGCCUCUUUGAGGAUAAGGUGGCCACCAUGCUGCAGCAGCAGUAUGAUCCCCAGAGCCAGGCAGAAGACCAGUCCCCAGACUCAGGGGACCUACUGGGCCGGAAGGUAGGCGUCUCCAUGGUGACAGCUGAUCUUGGACUGGUCAGUAUGAUUCGUCAGGGCAUCUUGGCGCUGCAGUUACUACCGUCAAACUCUAGUGCAGGGAUUAUCGUGAUCACGGAUGGGGUGACCAGUGUUCCUGAUGUUGCUGUCUGUGAGACGCUGUUGAACCAGCUUCGCAGUGGCACUGUGGCUUGUUCCUUUGUCCAGGUGGGAGGAGUUUACUCUUAUGACUGCAGUUUUGGCCAUGUGCCCAAUGUGGAAUUAAUGAAGUUCAUCGCAAUGGCAACAUUCGGCUCCUACCUGUCCACUUGUCCUGAGCCGGAGCCAGGCAACCUGGGUCUGACUGUCUACCACCGGGCGUUUCUCCUGUAUUCCUUCCUGCGCAGUGGGGAAGCAUUGAACCCUGAAUAUUACUGCGGCUCUCAGCACCGACUGUUUAAUGAGCACCUGGUCUCUGCAAGCAGCAACCCUGCCCUAGCCUUGCGCCGGAAGAAGCACACUGAGAAGGAGGUGCCAGCCGACUUGGUCAGCACCGUGUCUGUGCGACUUCGAGAGGGCUACAGUGUCCGAGAGGUCACACUGGCCAAAGGAGGGUCCCAAUUGGAGGUAAAGCUGGUGCUGCUGUGGAAACACAACAUGCGCAUUGAGUACGUGGCUAUGGCACCCUGGCCUCUGGAGCCUGAGGGCCCUCGAGUAACACGGGUGGAAGUGACAAUGGAAGGCGGCUACGACAUUUUGCAUGAUGUGUCCUGUGCACUAAGGCAGCCCAUCCGUUCAUUGUAUCGUACCCAUGUUAUCCGGCGUUUCUGGAACACGCUGCAGAGCAUCAACCAGACAGACCAGAUGCUUGCCCACCUUCAGUCCUUCUCCUCAGUGCCUGAGCAUUUCACACUUCCUGACAGCACCAAGAGCGGAGUGCCACUCUUCUACAUCCCUCCAGGCUCCACCACCCCGGUGCUCUCCCUCCAGCCUAGUGGUUCUGACUCAUCCCAUGCCCAGUUUGCUGCCUACUGGAAGCCAGUGCUGUCCAUGGAUGCAAAUUCCUGGCAGCGAUGGCUGCACAUGCAUCGCCUGGUGCUAAUCCUGGAGCAUGACACACCAAUCCCCAAGCACUUGCACACCCCGGGCAGCAAUGGGCGCUACAGCACUAUCCAGUGCAGGAUCUCCCACUCCUCCCUGACCUCUCUGCUUCGGGACUGGAGCAGCUUCGUACUAGUCGAGGGUUAUUCUUAUGUCAAGCUGCUCUCCAGUGCCCCAGACCAGCCCCCCUCCUCCUUCUACAUGGUCCGUAUCAUUUCCAAGGCCCCAUGCAUGGUUCUUCGCCUGGGUUUUCCCAUUGGCACACCAGCACCGGCCCGACACAAGAUUGUGUCAGGCUUGAGGGAAGAGAUCCUGCAGCUGCGUUUCCCUCACCGGGUACAAAGCAAGGAGCCAACGCCCAAGGUGAAACGAAAAGGGCUAGGGGGCGCUGGUGGGGGCAGCUCUCCCUCCAAGUCGUCCCCCGUGCUGGGUCCACAGCAGGCCCUGUCUGACCGGCCCUGCCUUGUGGUCCUGCAUAAGCCACUGGACAAACUGCUCAUCAGGUAUGAGAAGCUACCCUUGGACUACCGGGCACCCUUCUUGCUGACACUGGAGCCACCAGGUCCACUGCCCUUGGUGUCAGGCCGCUCAGCCUCUUCUAGUCUGGCAUCACUGUCCCGCUACCUCUACCAUCAGCGCUGGCUUUGGAGUGUCCCGUCAGGACUGGCCCCUGCGCUGCCUCUCAGUGCCAUUGCCCAGCUCCUCUCCAUCCUCACUGAAGUCCGACUUUCUGAAGGAUUCCACUUUGCCUGCAGUGGAGAAGGAAUCAUCAACAUGGUUCUGGAGCUUCCAAUUCAGAAUGAACCACCAGGGCAGGCUGCAGCUGAAGAGAAGCACACCUGUGUUGUCCAGUAUAUCCUCUUCCCCCCACACUCUACCUCCACCAAAGACAGCUUCUCGACAGAUGAUGACAAUGAUGUGGAAGUGGAGGCCCUGGAGGGAGACUCAGAGCUCAAUCUGGUCACCGAGGUGUGGGUGGAGCCACAGUAUGGGCGAGUGGGACCCGGCCCUGGAAGCUGGAAGCACCUCCAGGACCUGACAUAUUCUGAGAUCCCACAAGCUCUCCAUCCACGGGAUGCUGCCUGCAUAGGUUCCAUGCUGAGCUUUGAAUACCUGAUACAGCUGUGCCAAAGCAAGGAAUGGGGUCCUGUGCCCCCAGAGCCGAGGGUCUCUGACGGAUUGGAUCAGGGAGGAGACACCUGUGUCCAUGAGAUCCCUUUCCAUUUUGACCUAAUGGGAUUGCUGCCACAGUGCCAGCAGCUCCAGAUGUUCUUCCUCUUGCUUGCCAGAGAGCCAGAGGGUGUCCCUUUCGCCGAGGGGUCCUGUCCCGCCAACGACAUGGUGCUGUGCCUGCUGCACAGCUGCCUGGGGCAGGAGCUGAGUGACCGGGAGAUCCCACUGACACCCGUUGACCAGGCUGCCUUCUUGAGUGAGGUGCUGCGGCGGACCUGCCACGUUCCAGGUGCCGAGGGGCCACUACUAGGGGUUCAUGGGAUCCUGAAGGAGCAAGCAUUCGUCAGCACCCAGGCCACAGGAGACUCCACCGUUACUUCCCUGAGAAUAGGUCUUCCUGAAACUCUCAAGCCUCUCAUAUCUGCCCAGCCCCCUCAGUGGCGCUGCUAUGCAAGGCUUGUGAACCCCCAGCAUGUGUUUCUGACUUUUCUCCCAGCUACCUUCUCAGAUGUCCAGCGUCUGGCUGCCUGUGGCCUGGAGGGACCCCCUCAAGAGGAGACAAAGCCUAAGUUUGGGGAUUGGAGUGGGGCUCCCAGUCUGAAAGAUCUAGAAGGAACUGGGGUCAAAGCUACAAAGUCCCAAGUCCCUGUCCUCAGUGUAACCCUGGCUGAUGACAAUGUCCAAAAUCAAGGAGAGCUAAGCCCACCCUUCUGUCGAGACUUACAGGCUUAUGCUGGGCGUCAGGCUUCCCAGACUGAGAGUACAGAUGGGCCCCGGACCCGGUGUCCUGUCUACAUCUACAGCUGUUCACUGGAAGCGCUGAGGGAACAAAUGAUUGGCAUGCAGCCCCCUCAGGCACCCCGAGACCUCAUCUUCCGGACUCAGUUCCUUGACCACCCCUCCCCAUCCUCAGCCUGGAUGGAGCCCCGGUACAAGGAGGCAGCUAACCAUUGUGCCCUACUGCAGGAGCAUGCACAGCGGUGCUAUGUCCGUGGGCUAUUCCGCAGCUUGCAGCAAGCACAGAGUGUGACCUCCCAGGAUUUGCUGACAGCGGUAGAUGCCUGUGAGGAGCUACUACAAGAAGUAGACAUCACUCCAUUUCUGCUUGCACUGUGUGGCCACACUUGGGGUUUGCCUCAUGCACCCCCAAGCCCUGGGCCUCUCAGCCCUGGGCCCUUCAGCAGCAGCAUGGAGGAGGGUGCUGAGCCUCGGGAACGAGCUAUCUUAGCUUCUGAAUCCAGCAUAGAGACCGAGGACCUAAGCGAGCCUGAGUGUCAGAGCACCCGUGUCCCUGGCAAUCCAGACCCUGGGCCAGAGAUCUCUCUGACAGAUGUCUGCCAGCUCAGAGGAGAGGCCCAUGGUGCCCUUCAUAGCGUCAUCCAGGAGAAGUUCCUAGAGAUAAGUCGUCUCCACUUCCGCACAGUGCCUUCCAAUCCCCACUACUUCUUCUAUUGCCCUCCAUCCAGCAGGCGAGAAGAUGAGGGGCCUCGGGACACAGUAGACAGAAAAAUCAGUGACCUGGAGUUUUCAGAGGCUGAGCUUAUGGGAGAAGAAGGUGUGUGGGCAAGAGACACAUCUGCCUGCUGUGUGGUCACUGAGAGUGACCCAGAGCUAGAGGUAGAAUACCGGGAGAGCCGUGAAUCAGACCUGGGACCUGCUGGGCUAGACUCUGCUUCACUGUCAGAUGUAGACACUGUGAAUCCUGAUGAAGACUCCUUCAGUAUCUUGGGGGACGACUCACCCACUGGGCCUGAGAGCCUCCUGCAUGACCUGCCCCCACUCUUCCUGCACCUCACGUGCUCCGUGCGGCUGCGUGGGCAGCACAGCUCAGUACCUGUGUGCAGCCUGCCUACCUGCCUGGGCCAGGUGCUUUCCAGUCUGGAGGGCCCCCUAAUUGGAGGCCGAGUUCCCUUGAGGGACCUCAGUGUGACUCUGGAUGUCUUCGUGCUGACCUUGCCCCUGGAAGUGGAGCUCCCCACAGCCUCAGACCCUCAGCACCACCGGUCAACAUCUGAAAGCAGUGCUUCAUUCCCACGAUCCCCAGGGCAGCCAUCAUCUUUAAGGUCAGAUGAUGGCCUUGGGCCCCCACUGCCACCCCCAGAAGAAGAGAGGCACCCAGGUCUAUCCAGUUUGGCCACGCCCCACAGACUGGCUAUUGAGACCACCAUGAAUGAGAUCCGCUGGUUGUUGGAAGAUGAGAUGGUGGGGGCACUCCGAAGAGGGGGCAUCCCCCAGAGCCCUGCCCUGCACCGCGCAGCUGCCCAUAUCCAUAGCUCUCCUGGACGCUCCACUUGCCUUCGCCAAACUCUGCCACUGAGUUUUGUAUUUGGGCCAGAGCGUUCCCUCACACAAUUCAAGGAGGAGUUCCGGCGCCUCCAUCUCCCUGGCCAUGUUCUUCUUGAAGACCCUGACAGUGGCUUCUUCUUUGUGGCAGCUGGCCAACAGCCAGGUGGGUCCCAUGGGGAGCCUUCUUCAGCAGCCUGGGCUUGGCACAGUCACGAGGACAGGGCUGAAGGCAUCGAAGGGGAGACCCUGACAGCCAGCCCCCAAGCACCUGGGUCCCCAGAGGAUUCUGAGGGUGUCCCCCUCAUCAGCCUGCCCAGCAUGCCACAGGGAGGGAGUCAGCCUGGGCCCAGCCGGGGGCUAAGUCUCAUGUCCAGUCAGGGCAGUGUGGACUCAGACCACUUAGGUUAUGAUGGUGGCAGCAGUGGCUCAGACAGUGAGGGUCCCAGUGACACCCUUGGUGAGAAGGCCCCCUUCACAUUGCGGACUCCACCUGGGCCAGCACCUCCACAGCCUUCACUCUCAGGCCUCCCUGGGCCCUCCCUGCCUGACUUCUGGCUCAUUGUCCGGGUCCUGCAGGACCGUGUGGAAGUGUAUGCACAUGCACGUGAUAGUGGUCAUUCUCUCUGGCAUUCGAUCACCCCUGACCACCACCACCCACUUAGGAGGAGAUAUUUCCAUUCCCUGACCUCGUGCUCCUCCUCCCAGCGACUGCUUCUUCAAGACCUUCAUGACAGCCACGUGUGUAACUCUCUUCUGGUGGCCGAGAGUGAAGAAGAUCUGUGGCGCAGCGAGACUCCCUUCCACUCCCGUCAGCGGGCACCACUGCCCAGUGAUGAUUAUGCUGCUGAUGAGAGCUGUGCGCCCCGAGGGUACCUGGCAGCCACAAUGCAGUUUGUCCCUGGCCAUUUCUCCUGUGACGUUGUGUGGGGAACUGUGAUCCGAGUCCAUUCACGCCUCAAAAUGGGACCCAGCAUGGGGGUCUCUCGGGCCAUCCAGGCCCUGCGCUCUGUGCUCAAUGCCUUCUCUGUGGUGAACCGGAAAAACAUGUUUGUUUAUCAGGAACGAGCAACAAAGGCUGUGUACUAUCUUCGGCUCCUGGAGACAUCCUGCAGUGACCGACCAUGGAAAGGGGAUGCGCUGCCCCCUUCCCUCGCUCUGUCCCGAAGCCAAGAGCCCAUCUACUCUGAGGAAGCCUCGGGUCCUCGUUCUCCCUUAGACAUGGCCUCCAGCCGCAGUUCAGAUGCUGCUCGUCCUGUGGGCCAAGUGGACAGACAUAUCCAGCUGCUGGUCCAUGGUGUUGGGCAGGCAGGUCCUGAGAUCACGGAUGAGCUCGUGCGAGUUCUGUGUCGGCGCCUGGAUGAGGCCACACUGGACGUCAUCACAGUCAUGCUUGUUCGGAACUGCAAGCUAACACCAGCUGAUGUGGAGUUCAUCCAGCCCCCUGGAAGUCUCCCCUCAGAGGUGCUGCAUCUGGCCCUACCCACGUCCUGCAGGCCCUGGCUUCCAGCCUUGGCGUGGUACCUGCGGCAGAACUUGCUCAUCUUCCUGCACUCUCCCAAGUACACAGAUAGCAACAGCCGGAACCACUUCCAACAUCCACUCCCACCACAGGGUGGCCUCCCUGACUUGGACAUCUACUUGUAUAACAAGCCUGGUGGACAGGGCACUGGGGGCAAAGGGGUUGCCUGCAUCACUCUAGCCUUUGUGGAUGAAGGAGGGGCCCCCUUGUCAGUGGCACUGUGGCCCCCCUCCUCUCCGGGACCCCCAGACCCACUGCGAGAGGAGGAAUUUGAGCAGCUGACCCAGGUCAUCCGCUGCCCGGUUGUUGACGGUUCUUCAGCUCAGAAUGGGGCCCCACGGCUUCGACUGGAUGUGUGGGAAAAGGGGAACAUUAGUAUUGUGCAGCUGGAGGAGAAGUUCCGAGGAGCAGCUCGCCAGGCCCUGGCCGAUGCCAUCAUCGAGCUUCAGCUGCUGCCAGCUUCACUAUGUACAGAGGACACACCCCCAGGAAGUCUCAGGAACGGAUCGUUGGAAACUAAGAGCUCUGCAGGCCGAGCUAGCACCUUUCCCCCUGCCCCUGUCCCUGGGGAGCCUGUGACUCCACCCAGCAAAGCUGGCCGGCGUAGCUUCUGGGAUAUGCUGAGUAAAACAGAAUGUGGGGAUUUGGGUUCCCCCAAAACAACUGAUGACAUUGUCCUGGAUCGGCCAGAAGACACUCGGGGCCGGAGGCGUCACAAAACCGAGAGUGUUCGGACUCCCGGUGGAGCUGAGCGGGCACCAGGCUCAGAUUCUGGAGCCCAGAGACAAAGACGCCGGACCACACAGCUAGAAGAGGGUGAGGUGGGGACCCUUCAUCCUGUGUUUGCCCGUGCUGCUCGGCGCUGGAUGGAGUUUAUGGUUCAGAUUGGUUGUGCCUCAGUGUCCAGAAGCUCCACCCACAUGGUGUCCCGGUUCCUCCUUCCAUCCAUCCUGUCUGAGUUCACCGCACUAGUCACCUCAAUGGCUGGAGACACCAGUGUCCGCAUCUUUGAGCAGCGUUUGGGUUCAGAGCCAGAGAUCUUCAGCCCUUGUUCCCCUGGGCAACUGGGCCCCUCUCCCCGCCCUGCAGCUGAGCGGCGUCUGCUGCUUCUGGGAAGGAACUUCUUGCAGUGGAGGAGACCAACACAGCAGGCUGCCAAAGCCAUGCAGCGCUUCGAGCCAGGAGGUGAUGGGAGCUCAGGGCGAAAUGCUCCCCGGCAGAGGCUCUUGCUACUGGAGGUCGUGGACAAGAAGCUACAGCUGCUGACCUACAACUGGGCUCCAGACCUGGGGGCAGCAUUGGGCCGAGCACUGGUUCGCCUGGUGCAGUGGCAGAAUGCACGAGCCCAUCUCAUCUUCUGCCUACUCAGCCAGAAGCUUGGACUCUUCCAUCAUUAUGGCCAGUUGGACUUCCCUGUGCGAGACGAAAAGGAGCCAAACCCAUUCCUGCUGCCAACCAUGGAAGUGGAGACCCUCAUCCGGAGUGCAAGUCCCCCGCUGAGCCGUGAGCAGGGCCGGCUGAGUGGGUCCUCUCGUGGUGGGGGUCCCCUUCCCCUGGACACAUUCCCCUUUGACGAGGCCCUAAGGGAUAUCACGGCUGCCCGCCCCAGCUCCAUACUUGGUCCUGUGCCCAGACCUCCUGAUCCUGUCACCUACCAUGGACAACAGUUCCUAGAGAUCAAGAUGGCAGAGCGCAGAGAGCUGGAACGCCAGAUGAAGAUGGAAAACCUGUUUGUAACCUGGCAGCAGCGUUCUACUCCAGCCACCAUGCCCAUCAGUGCUGGAGAGCUGGAGACCCUGAAGCAGUCAUCUCGCCUGGUGCAUUACUGUGCAACAGCCAUGCUCUUCGACCCAGCUGCCUGGCUGCAUGGGCCCCCAGAGACCUCUGGACUCCCUGAGGGGCAGCGGCGCCAUCGCCCUGAGUCAGGGUCUGGGAGCCGAGAGGCCCCCACAAGCUGUGAAUCCUUGGAUGUGUCGCCCCCGGGAGCCCGUGAGGAGCCUUGGCUGAAGGAGCUGAGCUUGGCUUUCCUGCAGCAAUAUGUGCAGUAUCUGCAGAGCAUAGGUUUUGUGCUGGUACCACUGCGGCCCCCCUCACCUGCCCGCAGCACCAGCCGGCCACGGGCCAUGGCUAUCCUUGGAACAGAGGGUCGAGGCUCCUUCUCCUGCCCUAAAACCAAGACUGAUGGGAGCCCCAAGAGUACUAGCUCUCCAGUAACCACCUACCACCUGCAGCGGGCACUGCCUGGGGGCAUCAUCCUCAUGGAACUGGCAUUCCAGGGCUGUUACUUCUGUGUCAAACAGUUUGCCCUGGAAUGUUCCCGAAUCCCAAUGGGGCAGGCUGUCAACUCACAGCUGUCCAUGCUGUUCACAGAGGAGUGUGACAAGGUGCGAGACCUGAUGCACGUGCACUCAUUCAGCUAUGACUUCCAUCUGCGCCUCGUGCACCAGCACGUACUAGGUGCCCACCUGGUGCUGCGGCACGGCUACCACCUCACCACCUUCCUGCGACACUUCCUGGCCCACCACCCCGACGGACCCCACUUCGGCCGCAAUCACAUUUACCAAGGGACAUUGGAGCUCCCCACACCACUCAUCGCUGCCCACCAGCUGUACAACUACGUGGCUGACCAUGCCAGCUCUUAUCACAUGAAGCCACUGCGAAUGGCCCGGCCAGGGGGCCCAGAACACAAUGAGUAUGCCCUGGUGUCGGCAUGGCACAGCUCUGGCUCCUACCUGGAUUCUGAGGGACUUCGCCACCAGGAUGACUUUGAUGUGUCUCUGCUUGUCUGUCACUGUGCUGCACCCUUUGAGGAGCAAGGAGAGGCUGAGCGGCACGUUCUGCGGCUACAGUUCUUCGUGGUGCUCACCAGCCAGCGAGAGCUCUUCCCCAGGCUCACUGCUGACAUGCGCCGCUUCCGGAAGCCACCCAGACUGCCCCCUGAGCCAGAGUCUCCUGUGAGUUCAGCUGGCAGCCCUGGGGAGGCCUCAGGGCUUGUUCUAGCGCCAGGACCGGCUCCUCUGUUCCCACCACUGGCUGCAGAGGUGGGCAUGGCACGGGCACGACUGGCUCAGCUGGUACGGCUGGCUGGAGGGCACUGCCGUCGGGACACCCUUUGGAAGCGCCUCUUCUUGCUGGAGCCACCAGGGCCUGAUAGACUGCGGCUAGGGGGGCGCCUGGCCCUGGCAGAGCUGGAGGAGCUCCUAGAAGCAGUCCAUACCAAAUCCAUUGGGGACAUCGACCCCCAGCUGGACUGCUUCCUAUCCAUGACAGUCUCCUGGUACCAGAGCCUGAUCAAAGUUCUCCUAAGCCGCUUCCCCCAGAGUUGUCGCCAUUUCCAAAGCCCAGACUUGGGAACUCAGUACCUGGUUGUGCUGAAUCAGAAGUUCACUGACUGCUUUGUGCUGGUGUUUCUGGACUCCCACUUAGGAAAGACGUCUCUGACAGUGGUUUUCCGAGAGCCCUUCCCAGUACAGCCGCAGGACAGCGAGAGCCCCCCUGCCCAACUAGUCUCCACCUACCACCACCUGGAGUCUGUCAUCAACACAGCCUGUUUCACCCUCUGGACCCGCCUCCUCUGAGAGAGUGGACUGGACCACUGCAUGUCACUGUUCCUCGAAUCGUGGGUCUACAAGAUUGCCCGCCAGAGGCAGGACUGACCAGCCCUUCUGGGCCCCAGGGCAAAUCAGACACUGAGUGACACCAAAGGCUUUGUAACUAUGUCUUGGGGGUCUGCUGCCCCAGCCUGGCGGCAGGAACUGCCCUCCUCAAACACCCACAGCCAGUGACCCAUCCAGGACUUCAGAGGAUCAGGUCAACCCAAGGACCCCCUUGGGCCCUUCUGGGGUACUCCUUUCUGCCCACCUGAUAGAGUCUCGGGAGUUCACACGGGGUGGCAAAAACUUACCCCCUAGAGCUCCUCUACCUGAUCCUGCCCCCCAGCCUUUGACCAUGGUCAGCCACCUGUGUCCCUUGAGCCCUCGGGUCUUCACCUCCCACUUGGACAUCACUGCUGGACAUUCCCAUUGAGAUGACAACUGGGUUCCAAUCCCAGCUUUGCCUUUGAAGCACCUGUGGCCACUGUCAAGUCCCUUUGCUCUCAGACCCUGGGUUUCUCAUCCUUUAAUGAGAAGGUGGGCUCAGAAGCUCUCCCACCUCCACAGCAACCCUGGCACUGGCUUCUCAAUGGGAGGGAAGCAACAGAGAAACUGAAGUGUUAGACACUAUGUGUCCCCCCACCCCAUAACAGAGACAUAAGACAAUG